This is a messenger RNA of Bipolaris oryzae ATCC 44560, 972 nucleotides long. RefSeq lists its product as uncharacterized. The record is from RefSeq and is a predicted model, not a curated record. Lineage: Eukaryota; Fungi; Ascomycota; Dothideomycetes; Pleosporales; Pleosporaceae. The coding region runs from base 1 to 972 and encodes 323 amino acids. The transcript has 2 exons.
AUGACGGCUGUUCUUUUUACCCUCGCCUUUCUGGCGCCAGCAAUCGCAAAUGCAGCCGCACUAUCAAAAGCAACACCAGAGCCUACACAUUUCGUCUCUUCAGUGGAUAUAUGGGGUCCUGCGCCAACAGCAGCAGCACAACUGCCCUUGUCUAUAUUCAAACGGCAGACCAGUGGAAGCGACUACACAUGCGGCUUCGUCUCCGGAUCGCCAGACAGCCCGAUAACAUGCGCAAACCCAACCCAGAAAUGCGCAACAAACACCUACUUCGGCAUCCACGGCUGCUGCGACCCAGCGUCAAACGCCCCCUGCACACUCCCCACAUCCUGCAUCGCAUCCACCGACAUGACCGCCUCAUGCACAGACACCGCCUGCUCAUCCGACGAGGCAAUCGUAAAAUGCACAACCAGCACCGCUCAAAAAUGCUACCAGUGGCACUUCAUCUACGAUAACAUGGUGAUGACACAGCAUGGUUGCGCCGAAACAGCUUUUACCAGCACUGCAUAUCGCUCCACAGGUAUGAGCAUAUUAUUAUCGAGUAAUACGGAAACGGGGAAAAGAGAGACAGUUACCGCGACUGUGACUACGAAGGAAGUUGUUUCCAGCAGUCCUAGUCUUCCUGCUGUGACGGAAGAUAAAGAUACAACGACUUCCGAGGAAGGAAAAAAUAGUCUAGGAGCAGUGAUAGGCGGUACAGUCAGUGCUUGCGUCUUCGUUUGUUUCCUUGCUUUUGUGGGUUUUCUGGCGUGGAGGCGGCGGAGGAACUUGAAAGGGCGGAAUGCGCAAUCCUACAAGCAACAGCAGUCAAUGAUAGAGUAUCAUGCUGUUUUGUAUGGAGAUGAUAACAAGGCUUGGGAUCAGCAGCAUGGGGUGGUGGCGUGUGAGAGGGUGAUUUGCAUGGGAGAUGGCGUGGGUGUUAUCGAGAUGGAUGGGACACAGAGACCUGUUGAAGCGCCGACGGGAGAGAAGUGA